Molecule: messenger RNA, 464 nt
Organism: Didymodactylos carnosus
Lineage: Eukaryota; Metazoa; Rotifera; Eurotatoria; Philodinida; Philodinidae
Source: the annotation of a GenBank genome assembly
CUUUAACAGAUUCAACAAAUGAUCACAAUUACAAUAUUUUAACUAUGGAAUUACGUGAAAAAGUUAAACAAGUUAGAAACACAAGAACAAAUAAUAUUCAACCGAAAAUAAUAGAACAUAUCAAACAUUUACAACAACUUACAUAUUUAAGAAGAAGAACAUUGAUGGAAAGCCACCAUUGUACAUCAUCACUCAUCGAUAAAGCAACCUUAUAUCCAGAGUUGUUACACGAAAUUGUGGGCACACGUCGUCAACUUGGUUUAUAUGUAACUGGUGCUGGUUGGAAUAAAGUCGAUUUAUAUUUAUCAACGAAUCUUAAAAUGAAUAUUACUUCAUCCGCAAGUGGUUUACAUCGUUCAUUGUUAGUAUUUUUAUCUUUAUUUCCAGUUCUUCAAUAUAGUUGUCCUUCUGAUAUAAAACCGGUCGUCGAACAUUUAACUGAACAACUACAGCAAAUUAAAUGA